CCGCCCCGCGGCGGCAGCGGCUCCGGCAGCGGCUCCGGACUCCCGGGAGGAUGGGAUGGAUUUAGGGAGCGACGCCGGCAGCAGCCGCUCCAGCUCGGAGUCCAACUCCAGCAAAGCCACGCCGUGCUCCGAGGGCAAGUCCUCGCCGUCCCCCAGCAGCCUGGACCUGGCGGCGCUGGAGGACUCGGAGGAAGAGGAGGAGGAGGACGGGGGCUACCUGCCGUCCCCGCCGGCGCGCCGGGAGCCGGCUCGCUGCCCCGCCGGCGAUGCCCGCUGCCGCGGCUCGCCCGCCGCC
Messenger RNA from Colius striatus (speckled mousebird), 295 nucleotides. RefSeq names its product schwannomin-interacting protein 1-like. The transcript is spliced from 2 exons. NCBI's taxonomy places the organism in Eukaryota, Metazoa, Chordata, Aves, Coliiformes, Coliidae. The record is from RefSeq and is a predicted model, not a curated record. The annotation marks the transcript as partial.